UGCGCGAAUGAGUGCAGGUGGGGCUGGUGGUCUACAUCGCGAUGAUCGCUGCAGCGUUUCUAGUUUUAUUGAGACCAUUAAGUAUCCAAUGUGCCCUUAUAUUAUUGCUGCUUCUACUGGGAACUAUAGCGACAAUCUUGUUCUUCUGCUGCUGGCAUCGCAGGCUUCAUAGCGGCAAGCAUCCUAUUAAAUCUGUGCUUUCAGGGCGCUCAAGAAGUCGUGCUGGUUUCCGAGCACAUCAUUUUCGAUCCGAGAGCUUCAGGCACAGUCCACGUCAUGCCCGGCGGACUGCCAGGGCGCGUGUGCCGGAGGAGACCAAGCCUCUCGUCGACAUAGCUGAGAGUGAACCAGACUCCACUCCCACGCUGAGAAAGCGUAAAGUGAAGAAGAGAGUACAGCCUGAAUUUUAUCAGUCUAUUCAGGUCACUCCAACACGCAAGCCACCAAGCUCCGGUUCGGGGAACGCAUCGCUUCGGGGUUCUAUGUCUUCAUCGGCGGAUUUUUCGGAUGAUGAGGACUACAGCCAUAAAUCCGGGUCUGCCUCACCGGCUCCCGGGGACACUUUACCGUGGAAUUUACCCAGACAUGAACGCUCAAAGCGAAAAUUUCAGGGAGGAUCCAUACUGGAUCCAGCCGAGAGAGCCGUGCUCCGGAUCGCUGAUGAAAGAGAUCGAGUACAGAAAAAGACAUUCACAAAAUGGAUAAACCAACAUCUUCUCAAGGUACGAAAGCAUGUAAAUGACCUGUACGAAGACCUGAGAGAUGGACAUAACCUGAUCUCCUUGUUGGAGGUCUUGUCUGGAGAAUCACUGCCGCGGGAGCGUGAUUUUCUGAAGACGUUGCGGUUGCCGCGGGAGAAAGGCCGCAUGCGCUUCCACAGACUCCAGAAUGUACAGAUAGCACUGGACUACCUGAAGAGGAGACAGGUGAAACUGGUGAACAUCAGAAAUGAUGACAUCACAGACGGGAACCCCAAGCUGACGCUGGGCUUAAUAUGGACCAUAAUUCUGCACUUUCAGAUCUCGGACAUCCACGUGACGGGAGAGUCCGAGGACAUGACGGCUAAGGAGCGGCUGCUGCUGUGGUCUCAGCAGAUGACGGACGGCUACGUGGGCGUCCGCUGCGACAACUUCACUACCUCCUGGCGGGACGGAAGGCUCUUCAAUGCCAUCAUUCACAAAUACAGACCUGACCUGAUAGAUAUGAGCAGAGUCUCGGUACAGACGAACAGGUCCAAUCUGGAAACAGCAUUCGGGGUAGCCGAGCGACUUGGAGUUGCUAGGUUACUAGACCCAGAGGAUGUGGAUGUACAAUCGCCAGACGAGAAGUCUGUCAUCACCUACGUUUCAACACUGUACGAUGUCUUCCCUAAAGCACCGGAGGGGGGCGAGGGUAUCAAUGCAAAUGAUGUUGACAUCAAAUGGGUUGAAUACCAGAACAUGGUGAAUUACCUCAGCCAGUGGAUCAAACACAACGUGGCCAUCAUGUCUGACAGAACAUAUCCCAACAACCCUGUGGAGCUCAAGGCACUUUACACACAGUAUCAGCAGUUUAAAGAAGGUGAAAUUCCACUGAAAGAGAAUGAGAAAUCUCGAAUACAGAAGUUGUAUAAAAUGUUGGAGGUGUGGAUCGAGUUUGGUCGUAUCCACCUGCCCCAAGGCUGCCACCCCAACGACGUGGAGAAGGAGUGGGGCAAGCUGAUCGUGGCCAUGCUGGAGAGGGAGAAGAGCCUCAGGCCUGAACUGGACAGACUGGAAAUGUUGCAGCAGAUUGCCAACCGGGUGCAGCGAGACUGUGUGUCAGGCGAGGACAAGCUAGCUCUAGCACGCACGGCUCUGCAGUCCGAUGCCAAGCGCCUGGAGUCUGGUAUCCAGUUCCAGAACGAGGCUGAGAUCGCCGGGUACCUGCUGGAGUGCGAGAACCUCCUGCGACAACAGGUGGUGGACAUCCAGAUCCUGCUGGAUGGCAAAUUCUACCUGGCCGACCAGCUCGUUCAGAGGGUCUCCAAGCUGCGUGACGACCUGUUGACCUUGCGGUCGGAGUGCUCGUCGGUCUACAGCAAGGGCCGCAGCGCGCUCACCACCGAGCAGACCAAGAUGAUGAUCUCUGGCAUCACGCAGAGCUUAAACGCCGGCUACUCCUCCCCGAGCCUGAGCGCCGGCCUCACGCCCUCCUCCCUCACCCCAGGAGCAGGAGGAGCAGCAGGAGUAGUAGGCGGCUUCUCCUCCUCCAGCCUCCAGACGCCCUGCCUCACCCCCGGGGGACUCACGCCAGGCAUGACCCCCGCCAUGACCCCCGCAGGCCUGCAGACCGCCUCCGUACAGACCUUUAUCAGCGGAGGUGGAGGUGUGGAUGCAGGGAUGGGUGGCGGAGGUGGAAUGGGAGUUGGAGCAGGUGGCAUUGGAGCUGGUGGCAUCGGAGCGGGUGGCAUCGGUGGCAUGGGAGGUCUCGGAGGCGUCGGCGGGGUGGUCGGAGGCGUUGUCGUGGGCGGCAUGGACAUGGCCCUUCAGCAGCUGAAGCAGAUGCAGCUCCGGAAGCCGCAGCUCAAGUCGUCGGACCCCAACCAGAGUGAGGAGGAGGCCAACAUGGCAUACGUGCAGGACCUCAUCAGCUGGGUGGAGGAGAUGCAGGUCCAACUGGACAAAGCGGAAUGGGGAACUGACCUACCGAGUGUGGAGUCACAUCUGGAAAAUCACAAGAGUGUCCACCAAGUGAUCGAGGAGUUCCAGAUGAGCCUAAAGGAAGCUAAAUUAAACGAGAUUCAGAUGAACCAACCAAUGAAAGCCAGUUACUCUGAGAAGCUCAGCCAACUGGAAACCCUAUAUGGAAAACUUCUGAACUGUUCGAGGGACAGGAAGAAGCACCUGGAGAGUCUCCACGACUUCGUUUCCAGGGCGACCCAGGAGCUGAUCUGGCUGAACGAGAAGGAGGAAGAGGAGGUGGCCUUCGACUGGAGCGACCGCAACAGCAACGUCUCCAGGAAGAAGGAAUACCAUGCCGACCUGAUGAGAGAACUUGACGAGAAGGAGGAGGUGAUCAAGUUUGUGCACGACAAAGCCGAAACCCUCCUGGCGGAAAACCACCCGGCCAGACUCACCAUCGAAGCUUACAAGGCUGCCAUGCAGACCCAAUGGAGCUGGAUCCUGCAACUCUGCUCCUGUGUAGAAGAACACCUGAAAGAAAACACCGCCUACUUCGAGUUCUUCAAAGACGCCAAAGAGUCCCUUGACUACCUGAAGGGCCUGCAAGAUGCCAUCCACAGGAAAUAUGGGUGUGACCGCACCAGCAGCCUGCACAGGCUUGAAGACCUAAUCCAGGAAUCUAUGGAUGAGAAGGAGCAGCUUCUUCAGUACCGCAGUACGGUGGCAGGUGUGGUGCGGAGGGCCAAGGACAUCGUGCAGCUGAAGCCCCGCAGCCCCGACAGCCCCAUCAGGACAUCCCUGCCCGUCAAGGCCAUCUGUGACUACCGACAGAUAGAGAUCACUAUCUACAAAGACGAUGAGUGCGUGCUGGCGAGCAACUCUCACCGGGCCAAGUGGAAGGUCAUCAGCCCCUCGGGAAACGAGGCCAUGGUGCCGUCCGUCUGCUUCACCGUCCCACCGCCCAAUAAGGAGGCAGCGGACCAGGCCAGCAGGAUUGAACAAACAUACCAGAACGUCUUGGCCCUGUGGCACCGCUCCCAUGUCAACAUGAAGAGUGUGGUGACCUGGCACUACCUUAUGGCCGACAUCCAUGCCAUCCGCAACAGCAACGUCGCAUCGAUCAGGACCAUGUUGCCAGGUGAGCACGAGCAGGUGCUGAGCGGGCUGCAGGCCCACUUCCAGGAGUUCCUGGAGGACAGCGAGGAGUCGGAGGUGUUCACGGUGGCCGACCGCAGCCAGUUGGAGAGAGACGUGCUGGCCUGCAAGGAGUACUACGAGGACCUGCUCAAGAACGCAGAGAGAGAGGAACACGAGGAGUCGGUGUACAACCUCUUCAUCGCCGACAUCCGCAACUUCCGCAUGCGUCUGGAGGGCCACGAGGAACAGCUGAUUCGGCAGAUCCGCACCCCCCUGGACCGAGACGACAUUCAACAGAGCAUCAUGCGCAUCGCCGAGCAAGAGCAAAAGAAGGUCGACCUGGAGCAGUUGAAGGAGGAGAUUGAUGUGAUGAGGGAGAAGUGUGAGGUGUUCCUGAGGGGGGCUGCCUCCCCGCCCCCCUCCCUCCCCCUGGAGCUCCAGAACCUGGUGCAGGCCACCGGCCUCGUGCACUCCAUGUGCUGCAUCUACCUGGAGAAGUUGAAGUCCAUCAGUGUGGUGGUAAAGCACAGUCAGACAGCCGAGUCUCUGGUGAAACUGUACGAGGCCAAACUGUGUGAGGAAGACGCACUGAACUCUGACAUGAAGUCCAUCGAAAACAUCACGAGCACUCUGAAGCUUUGGCGUUCAGAAAUUGACGAAAAGAGGGAGGUAUUCCACGACCUUGAGGAUGAGUUGCAGAAGGCCCGUGUCAUCAGCGACCGCAUGUUCAAGACACACAACGAACGCGACUUUGACCUUGACUGGCACAAGGAGAAAGCCGAUCAGCUGGGCGAGAGGUGGAAUAGUGUCCACUCGCAGAUCGAGAGCAGACUCCGUGACCUGGAGGGUAUCAGCAAGUCUCUAAAGUAUUACAAAGAUGCAUAUGGCAGUCUGGAUGAGUGGGCCACAGAGCUGGAGACAGUUCAGAUGAAGAUGCAGGAGAACCAUCCUGAAGACAGCAAGGCCCUGGCAGAGCUGCUCAACAAACAGAAGAUGCUUGUAUCUGAAAUGGAGCAGAAGCAGUGUAAGAUUGAUGAGUGCCAGAAAUACUCCGAACAGUACUCCGCUGGAGUCAAGGAUUACGAGCUGCAGCUGAUGACCUACAGAGCCAUGGUGGACUCCCAGGCCAAGUCUCCUAUGAAGCGCCGGCGGAUGCAGAGCUCCUCAGACUCCAUUCUUCAGGAGUUCAUGGAUCUCCGCACACGCUACACCACAUUGGUGACGAUGAUGACACAGUAUGUGAAGUUCGCAAGUGAGACACUGAAAAGGACAGAGGAAGAAGAGAAAUCUGUUGAGGAGGAGAAGAAAGAGCAUGGGGAUAAAGUUAGCAAACUCCUGCACUGGGUAUCCAGUGUUAAUGGAAACGUGAGCAAAGACGAGAAAGUUGGAAAAGAUGGCAAAGCCACAUCAGAGAGCUCUAGUAAGCCAAAGGUGUCUGUGGAGGAAAUUGUGACCAAGAAGGAACAAAUAGCUGAAGCGCUGAGAUCAACACAGCUGAUGCUUACCAAGCACAGUGACAAGAUGACAGAAGAGGAGAAACAGGAGGCUAAGGACCAGCUGAAGUCUCUCCACCAGGCCUACAGUGACCUCUCCGAGCAGUAUGCUGAUGCACAGGCGCCCUCUACUGACAAAGCUAAGGGUUUCCAGACCAUUGGAGGGGUUCUGGAGCUGGGCAGUGGGGCGGUGUUGUCCGUCUGCUGCUCCAUGCAGUGUGGCCUGAUCGACCACGCCACCGGGCUGAGCCUCCUGGAGGCCCAGAUCAUAACGUCAGGACUUGUUGCUCCCGACGCCAACACAUGCCUGGACUUGGAGGAUGCUGUCAGGCAAGAGCUUGUCGACGCACCCACCUACCAGCGGCUCCAGGACUUGGAUGCUGCCAACAAGCGCCUGUCAAAUCCCAAGUUUAGCUGUGAACCUCUUCCUGUCAUCGCUGCGCUGAAGGAGGGAGUCAUCUCAGAGCAUUUGGCAAUAAAGAUUUUAGAGAUCCAACUGGCUACUGGGGGAUUAAGAACAACCUCUUCUGGGGAGGUCUUUAACCUUGAUAGAGCAGUCCAGCACGGUAUGAUCCCCGCCGAUUUUCUCAGCAAACUCGGCAAGGACCAUAGCGUCUCGAAGCUCCUGAUUGACCCCAACACAUCUGAGAUGGUCUCCCUCAUUCAGCUCGUGCAAAGGAGCAUUGUCCACGAAGAAACUGGCCUGCGCCUGUUGCCCGUGAAACCCAGGACAGACGGCAACAUCUGGCUGAAGUCUGGAAGAGAGUUUGGUAUUCUCAGAGCCGCCCACGAGGGCGCCAUCGAUCAAGAGACUAAGCUUCGCCUCCUGGGUGCACAGCUGUGCGCAGGGGGCAUCGUGGACCAAAGAACAGGAUUCAAACUCACUGUUGAAGAAGCUUUAUCAGAGGGCCUAAUCGAUCAAGAGACUGCUAGUGGUGUACUGAAUCUCCAAGUCCAAAAUGGUGGCAUAGUUGACCCUCAUAACGGAAAGAGACUCACUGUUGAUGAAGCUGUCCAAUGUGAUUUAAUGAGUUCCACUAGCGCACUGUUAGUGCUGGAGAGGCAAAAGGGUUUCAUGGGUCUUUUGUGGCCUGACUCAGGAGAAAUCCUGACUGUUACCUCUUCCCUGCAACAUGACAUCAUUACCAACGAAGUAGCAUCCAGUCUCCUCUGCAACCGACAGAAAAUCGCUGCCUUUUACAUUCCAGAAAGCUCUGAAGUAGUCGACAUUGACGCUGCCACCAGACAUGGCCUGAUUGACGAAUACACGGCAGAGGUGUUAAAAACAGUGGAGAUACCCGACUCUUUUCCUGACAUUGACGACCUGAACAGGAAGUUCUCGUCGUGGUUGGUGUGGCGUGAGCUGCAAUUGGAGGGAGGAGCCCAUGGUGGGUCUCAACCGGUUCCAGAAGUGGAUGGAAAGCAAAUGAGCGUACCGUCUACUGAAGAGGCGCGGCAACUAUUCAUCUCCUAUCUAAUGAUGAACAGCUACAUGGACCCAAACACUGGGCAGAGGCUUCUCGUGUUUGAUGGGCAACUCAAUAAAAUGGCAAAAGUGUUCAUGGAAAUCUCAGGGGGUAAUGGGGGACGUGAUGAGGAGAAAACCCAUGUGUCAACGUGUCAUUCGUCAAAGUUUAUGGAUAUCUCCUUGGAUGAAGAGGAAGAGGAUAUGUGUUGUGAAAGCGUAAAGCACUCAAGUAGUACGAACUUGAACAUUUCAAAGGGGCAAUGCAAUGGGAAUGUAGAAGAAGCAGUAAGGCAAGAUUGUGUUACGGGGUUAAGUAAAGAUGAAAUAAAGGCAGAAAGUGUACGUGGGAAACUGAAAGAGACCCCUGUGAGUCCUCAAACAUCCAGCAAUAUGUCUAAUCAACAAACCGCAGCUGAGGCAUUCAGCAAAAUGUCUAAUCAACAAUCUGCAGCUGAUGCAUCCAGCAAAAUGUCAGUGCAAUCUGCAGAUGAUGAUCUCAAAGACCAAACUGAGGACUUAGAUGGUUCAUCUUUGGUUACACAGUUAUAUGCGUAUUCAAAUAUUUUGAAUGGAUCAUAUAGUAACAGAAUUUUAGAAAAAAUAUUAGAAGAGAGUGGUGAGUCAGACUCACCAGAUGAUGACGAAAUGGAAGUUGACAAGUUUCGUAAAGCUGCGGGAAAAGCCAGUGAAACACCUGGCACAAGUGCAUCCAAUGCAGCAAAGGGGUCUGGCAUUUCGACCAACACGAGUUCUGAUAAGGAUGUCUUGCACAUCACAGAAACAUCAAUUUUGCAAAUAGAUGAGGACUAUACAACAAACAGACCAUCAUUUACCAGCGAGGUAACAAAGUCAAUGGACAUGUUCGCAGAGUACCCAUACAGAGACCGCUCUUGGAAUGAAAAGAGCGAGAGGGAGUUUGCCAUACAUCUUCUGAAAGUGCAGGUGGAAGAAGGAGGCAUUUUAGAUGUCACCUCAGGCAAGCGAUACAGCCUGGACGCCGCUCUUGACAAGGGCAUUGCUGAUGAGGAGAUGGUUCUGGAAGUACUCGCGUCACUGCUCCAUAAAGGCAGGGCUGCUGGGAACCCCACGGGGACCAUGGCAACCUUGCAGGAAGCUGUGUCCAAAGGCUACUUAUCCCUCCAAGUGGCACUGCAGAUCAUGGAGCAGCAGAAUCUGUUGGGUGGAUUUUACAGCUCAGACGCUGGCCACACCAUCAGUGUGUCUGAGGCACUUGAAUGUGAUCUGAUAAGUGAUGAAAUGGCUCAUAGGAUACUGAACUCCCAACCUGUCAGGAAAGCUGUUAUAGAUCCAGAUGGCAAAUGUCUCCGCAGUGUGGCUGAUGCACAGGCUCUAGGUAUGCUAGAUGAGGAAGAAGCAGAGAAUAUGUUGAGCCAGAAAGAAAAGAAGAAGGUGGCCAUUAUGGUUUUAGACCUUCCUGAUGAGAAGUGUAAAAACAGACUUCACCAAAGCUCAAACAGUAGAACUCUGGAACCCCCACAACGUUCUGAACAAUCAAGUUCAUGUUCUGAAGUGUCACCUCCCAAACAAAAUAGUAAAAUUACUGUCACGUCCCAUCUCAGAAAUUCACCUAUUCCUAUUACACAGACAAUAGAGGAGUAUCCGCAAGGCCACAAUCACACUACAAAGAAAGACAAUCCUUCACAAAGUCUAUCUGAGGCGACUGGAUUUCCAGGUUUUCUCAAAAAUAAUAGCAGUCCCAAGGGUCUGAUAAGUAGUCAUACCAGGAGUGAGAAGAGUUCAUUUGAAGUUGAGAGUGAUGCUGGAGACUAUGACAGGGGCAGUCAGAAGGAGGGAACUGGAUUUCCAGAAUUUGUCCAAAGUAACGCAGGCCCCAAGAGCGUGUUAAGUAUUCAAAGCAGAAAUGAGAGGGAUUCAUUGAAAGUAGGGAAGGACGCUCUAGAAAAUGGCAUUGGUAAACAGAACAUUGGCUUUGACCAGCCUAAAGCAAUUGGAUCCCCAGGUUUUGUCAAAAGCAAUAUUAGCUCAAAGAGUCUCUUAAGUAGUGAUAAGAAGAGUGGCAAAGACUCAUUUGAAGCAGAGAAUCUUGCUUUAGUGCAAAACAAGGGUAAUCAGAUUCUUGAUAUUGAUCAGCCUGAGUCAACCAGAUUUCCAGGAACUGUCCAAAAUAGCACCCAAAGCCCCAUGACUGUGCCGACUAGUCAAGGCAAACUUGAGAGGGAUUCAUUUAAAGUAGGCAGUGAUGCUCUAGGACAGAAAAAGGGCAAGACGAGCAUUGAUGUUGAUCCGCCUGAGGCAGCUGGACAUCCAGAUUUUGUCAAAAAUAAUAUUGGCUCCAAGAAUCUGUUUAGUGGUCAUAGCGGUGGAGAUAGAGAUUCAUCUGAAGUAGAGAGUGAUACUGUAGGUCACAACAAGCGAUAUCAGAGUGUUGAUACUGACCAGACGGAGGCAACUGGACUUGUCAAAACUAACAUUUGCUCCAAGAGUAUGUUAAGCAGGCAUAUCAGGAGUGAGAGGGAUUCAUCUGAAGUAGAGAGUGACGCUGUAGGUCACAACAAGCGAUAUCAGACUGUUGAUACUGACCAGACUGAGGGAACCGGAAUUCCUGGACUUGUCAAAAGCAAUAUUUCCUCCAAGAGUAUGUUAGGCAAUCAUAGCAGGAGUGAUAGGGAUUCCUUUGAGGAAGGGCCUGAUGCUCCAGGCCAUGAAAGGGACAGUCAGAACAUUGUUGCUGCUGACCAGUCUGAAGCAACUGAAUUCCCAGUUUUCCCAGCCAAAAAUACCAUUAGCUCCAGGAGUCUGCUGAGCAGUCGUAGCAAGAGUGAGAGGGAUUCGUUUGACGUAGAGAACGAUGCUCCAGAGGAUGACAAAGACGAUCAAAACACUAAUGCUGACCAGUGUCCUGAAGAUGUUGGUUUCAUCGCUAGCGAAAGGCAGGUGCAGUACCGUGAGGUGGCGUUGAACCAAACCGUGAGUCCCGUUCAGAGUGAUUCAGGCAUAUCCUGCUCAUCCCCCAGUGAUAUAUGCGCUGAUGAAAGGAAGACAGAAUCCCUGCUGAAUGCUGACCAGCAGAUCAGUACUGUCAAGGAGGGCUCGAAGGAUAGGCAGCAGCGCUCAUUUUCACCUAAAGGGUCGUCAGAACAUUCAUCCAUGACUCCUCAGGAGAAUGGUAUAUCGUUGACAACAGCAGAACUGACUAGUGGGGACAUGUGUGUGGACAAAGACAACAGGCCUUUGCCCUUUCAAAGUAGUCUGCCCCAUGCUCAAAGUGAUAGUCAGAAAGAGCUGAAUGGUCAUCAUGUCAUCGUGCCCACAUCUGUUUAUGAUGAGUCGAGACUGAAGGGGGGCUGUGUAGACAUGUCUGUGGAUAUGAGAAAAUCUGUUGGCUCUGAACAAACACAGACAUUAAAGCUGCGAUCAGCAGAUGCACAUUUAAAACAGUCAAGGGAUGGAACUGAGUCAGAAAAAGUGGUAAUUUAUUCUAGUGCAACCGGCACGAGUUCAGGAUCUCAAUCAACACAGGAAUUUGAAUCUCCAAACAUGUCAGGAAGUGUAAACAGACUAUUUGGAGAUGCACAAGCACUAUUCACUGGAGAAAUGUCUCCAGAUGCAUCAUUGACAUUUAGACGAAAGGCAGAGAUUGGUGCGCUCAGCGAUGUCAAUCAAGCUAAAUUGGGAACUGUCAAACAUUCCGGGCAAGACACAGGGCAGGGUGAUGAUGCUACACAUACCUCUGCUAACACAAUAUCUGCAACUGCAAAAACACCAGUCAAUGUGGAUCUAAAUAGUACAGUUGAUGAUGGAAAGUGCCUGGAACCUACAAUGUUGAGUGACAAAUCACUGGCUGUGUCAGGUGCUUUGCAGACUCUCCAGACGCAAGAACAAUCGGUGUCGAGUACUAAAUGCUCAACCUCUGCUUUAAAUCAACCAAAUGUAGACGUAGAAUUUGGAAUUCCUCCUUGUGUUCUCGCAGACAGAGAAAAUGGUUCUUCUGAAACGUGUGCUCUGUCUGCUGGCCUGAUGGUUGAGGAAAGUAAACAGAGGGUAUCUGCUGAUCCGCUGCGAUCCUCAGUGGCAGACUCAGCCACGCCACCUCUGUCGGCACCCGGUGUCUCGAGGCCAUGUCAGGACAAGCUUGUAAAACACAAGGUAGGAGGAAUAGGAAUGCUUGCUGACGAUUUAGACGAGAAAGCUGAACAUCAAACCUAUGAGGACAUAACUGGCAUCACUGGCAACUUUCUAACCACAGAGAAAAGCGUUGCCAGUCCCGGUCAUCACUUAGAGGCCACCGCGGGCAAAGAGCCGGGGAGGCAAGACAGUGUGUCUAAGUGUAUACAGUCGCUUUCCGAUAAUGGUGCUAAGCUUCAAAGACUGCAGCUGGAGGAUGUUAAAGAAGCAAGCAACCCAUCAAGCAAGCAACCCACAAGGCUGGGUGAUGUUCAACAAGAUUCAGACUCUUUCCUGGCAGACAAGGCUGACGGAGCCUGGAGCCAAAGCACUGGCCCUGGCAAAAGCCCACCAGCACACUCCACAGAUGAGUGUAAGCCUGAGAUUGACAUGAUUCCUCACACAGACACAUGCGGUGCACAUCCAGACAAUCAAGGCCCAGACAUGGACGAAGCAGCCAAAUGCAGGGGGGGCAUCUCCACGCAGAGUUACUUGGAGUGCAUCGGAAGGCUUCAGGACCACUUUGAUGUUCUGGAGGACAUUAAAAGUGACUUUGAGAUGCAAGGGCCUCUCGUUAGCAGCAUCGAUGGCUUGAAUUCCCAGCUGCAGGAGUCUCAGUCUCUGGAGUCCCAGCUUGCUGCUUUUGCUGCCGUGCUAACGGCAGACCUGGAGAUAGCCGCACAGCUGCUAAAUUCUGCUGAUGAACUCGUUCCUUCACAAAUCCAGCAAGAUUUGGCUUCAGCCUUCACAUAUUUACAGCCCGCUUUCACAGACUUGUGCCAAAUGUCUGCUGAAAGGAGUAGUCUUAUAUUCCAAGCAAUUGAGACAGAAAAGUCCCAGUUAGGCACAUCUUACCAGGAACUCCUCUCCUCCCUGGACACGCUGUCUGGGAAGAUACAUGACGACUGCGAGACCAUCUGCAAACUUGACGUCAUGGACAUAGAUAACAUGGAAGAAAUUAAAAACAGAAUUCAGCGCAAUGAGGAGAUGGGACAGUCCUCGUCAGGCACCCAGAAACGCCUGGAUGAGGCCUCAGCUAGGGUUCAGCACUUCAUCUCCGAGCACGCUCAGUUCCUGAGCCCGGCGCAGAGCAGGGCGCUGUUGAAGAGCCUGGCUGGUGCCCAGAGGGCGUUUAGGGAGCUCUCGGACAAGCUCUCGUCCCAGCACCGCACGCUGGAGCUGCAGCUGGAGGUGCAGGAGGAUGAGGAGAAGCAGCAGCAGGAGAUUCACCAGCAGGAUGUGGCUGAGAAGCAGAAGGAGUUUUCCGGUAAGCUGCAGGAGAUGUGUGAGAGCCUCACCCAGACGGAGAACCGUCUCAUCGGACACCAUCAGCAGACGCAAACCAUCGCCACCAACAACAUGGAGGACCUGCAGCAGUACCGCCAAGAGCAGCAGGCCCUCCAAAAAGACAUCCAGACGAACGCCAGAGAUUUAAAUGAAGUCAUAAGCAGUUCUAAAAAGUUCCUGGAGGAGAAUCGCCACGUGCUCUCCGCCGAGCAGGUCGCCGACGUCGAGAGGAAGCUGGAGGAGGCCAAGAGCAGAGCCAACAUGCUCAACGAGAAGGCCGAGGAGUCCAGGAAAGACCUGGAGAAGGUCGUCACCACCGCACUCAAACAGGAAACAGAGAAGAUUGCCGCUGUGGAGCAGCUGGAGGAGAGCAGGAGUAAGAUCGAGGGCCUACUGGGCUGGAUCUCCAACGUGGGGAAGGAGAAAGGCGUGGGGGACAGCACGCAGAAGGAGGCGCAGGAGCAGGAGACGCAGCAGCAGGGGCAGGGGCAGGCCGGGACAGAAAAUGGGAACCUGCCCAUGGAAACCAGAGCGGAUGACGCCAAUGGAAACGCACUAGACACCACCGACAACCGACACGUUAUUUCCAGCAAAGGGAAAGACUCCAGCAGCAGCAGCACAGCAGACCUGGAUAAGCAGUUUGACAGAGUCAAGGCUCACCACCAGGAGAUCCUGUCUCAGCAGCAGGAGCUGAUCAUCGCCACCCAGUCUGCUCAGGCUCUGCUGGACAAGCAGGCCCACGUGCUGUCCCCCUCCGAGAAGGACAAGCUGCAGAGAGACAUCCAGGAACUUAGGGGGCGCUACGAGGACUCGCUCACCCGCGCAGAGCAGCAGAUGAAGCAGGUGCAGGCCGUGCAGGAGGAGCUGGCCAAGUUCCAGGGGGACUGUGGAGACUUCCAGUCCUGGCUGCAGACGGCCCAGCAGGAGGUGGAUGAGCUGGGGGAGCCGGCGGGCCGCCUGGAGGCCCUGGAGGACAAGCUCCAGAGGCAGAGGAGCUUCGCGGAGGACGUGAUCUCGCACAAGGGAGACCUGCGCUUCAUCACCAUCUCCGGCCAGAAGGUCCUGGACGCCGCCAAGGCCGCCAGCCGAGCGGGAGACCAGGGAGGAGGAGCCAAGGACACGCUGCCCGAGGUGGACAUGUCAGGGACCUGUGCCGCCGUGCAGGAGAGGCUGGACGCUGCCGCCGGACUCUACAAGGCUCUGCACUCUCAGUGUAAUCAGCUGGGCAGCAACCUUAAAGAGGUGGUGGAUAAGUAUAAGAAGUACGAUGAGGCCAGCGGAGGGCUGCUGAAGUGGCUGGACACCUCGGAGGAGGAGGCCCGGAGACAGCAGGCAGAGGCCAUCGCAGCAGACCCCAAGACCCUGCAGACACAACUGGAGGAUACCAAGGCUCUGCAAGGUCAGACGACGGGGCGGCAGGCUGCCAUGGAAACGCUGAGGAAAACAGCUUACGCGCUCAUCGCGGCCGAGGGGGAGCUGCUGACCAAUCAGGACGAGAUCCAGGAAACAGUGGAUGACAUUGCAGAGCGCUAUGACAACCUGUCCAAGUCUGUGAGCGACCGCAACGAGAAGCUGCAGGUGACGCUGACGCGCUCGCUGAGCGUGCAGGACGGGCUGGACGAGAUGAUGGGCUGGAUGGGCCGUGUGGAGGAUAGCCUGAAGACCAAGGACAGCGUACCUCUGGACUCCGCCAGCAUCGGAGACGCCCUCAGCAAAGAGGCGGCCCUGGAACAGGAUAUGUCCAGUCGACAGAGCAGCAUCUCCGCCAUGCAGGCCAAGGUCAAGAAGUUCGCGGAGACGGCCGACCCUAAGGCGGCCGCCCAGCUGCAAUCCAAGAUGGCCGCCCUGUCUCAGCGCUUCGGUGACGCCUGCGGCAAGCACAAGCAGAAGGUGUCGGAGCUGGAGCAGCUGAAGGACAAGGUGGAAGACUUCGAGCGGACAGCGGAGAAGGUGCAGCAGUUUGUGCUGAAACGCUCACAGGAGCUGGCAGAGACAGACGGCCCGGGGAAGAACGUCAACGAGCUCUCCAAACUGGUGCAGGACACUAAUGAGGAGUUAUCGGAGAAUGCGAAGGACCUGGAGAGGUUGCAGAAGCUGUCUAAGGAGCUGUCCCACCUCAGCCCCGCCCCCCAGGGCAGCAAGACCCAGUUGGAGGGCAAGAUGGAGAACUUGACCAACACCUUCAACGCCUUCAAGGACACAGUCAGAGAAAAACGGGAGGAGGUUACGUCAUGCCAGGACCAGCUGGGGGAGUUCAAGGCUGCGGCGGGGGCCCUGAUCAAGUGGCUGGAGGAGAGCACGGGGAAGGUGCCAGCGGCCAAGCCCAACGCCGGAGAGAAGAGCAUGGGAAAAGACCUCAAGAGAGUCACUGCUUUGCUGGAAGAGUGGUCCUCCAAGGCUCCUCAGGUGGAGGAUAUUAAUAGCAAGGGCUCUGCUCUCUGCAGCCUAAUCAGUGUUUUGACCUCGCCUGCCAAGGCUAAGAUCACUCCAAAAUCCAAAUCAGGGUCAGCUGUUACUAACGGCUCUGGACCGGGAUCGCAUGCUUACCUAACCAAUAAAGAGCUGACGGUGGUGCAGCAGAGCAUGGUGCAGGUGCGGGAGGGCUACGGGACCCUGGGGGAGCUGCUGAGGGCUCGGGAGGCCGAGCUGCGGCGCUCGCUGGCGGACGUGAAGGAGGCGCGGGAGCAGGGCGCCGCCAUGAAGACCUGGCUACAGGACAUGAAGAAGACCGCAGCCUCCUGGGGCACCGCCUCCUCCGACGCCACUGACGGCGCAAAGCAUGCUGGGAAGGAGUCUGUCAAGGCACAGAUGGAACAGCAGAAGGCCUUUGAAGAGGGCUUGAAAGCGAAGCAGUCUGAGCUCCAGCAGCUGAGAGAGAAGCUCCUGCAGCUGAUCGAGCAGCACCCCGACUCACCCGAAGCGGCCAAGUGGAAACAGAUGCUGGCCGAGAUAGAUGCAUCGUGGGAGGAGGUGAGCGGCUCGCUGGCGGACAGGAAGCAGCACCUGGAGGAGUCGUCGCGCAUGCUGGAGCUCUUCCAGACGAACGAGCCGCAGCUACGUCAGUGGCUCCAGGAGAAGGAGCUGAUGGCUGGGGUGCUGGGACCCCUCUCAGUCGACCCCAACAUGCUCAAGAUGCAGAAACAGCAAGUCCAGAUUCUCCUGAAGGAGUUUGACAGCCGCACGCCGCAGUACGAGCAGCUGAAGGAGGCGGCGGCGGCCAUCUUGAGUUCCUCGGGGGCGCAGGACCCGUCGGCCGCGGCCGUCAAGGACCAGCUGGCGUCCAUCAGCCAGAAGUGGAAGGACCUGAGCGGGCAGCUGGGCCAGCGCGCCGGCCUCAUCGACCAGGCGGCGGGCAAGACAGGCCAGUUCCAGGAGCUGCUGCAGUCGCUGGCGGAGAGUGCCGGAACCCUGGAGGCCCAGCUAGAGGAGCAGAAGGCCCUGAGCUCGCAGCCCGACGCCGUCAAGAAGCAACUGGAGGCCACCAACGACACCCUGGCUCGCCUGCGGGAGGAGAGGAAGAGGCUGAAGGAGGCGGAGACGCUGUGCGGAGAGCUCUCGGCCCUGGUGGCUGAGGAGUAUCUCCGGGCCGAUCUGGCCAAGCAGCUGGAGGGAGUCACCAAGCCUUUCAAAGCCCUGGAGGACAAAGCAGGGAAACGUAUCCAGCAGCUCAACUCGGCCUUCGCCAGCUCGCAGCAGUUCCACCAGACGUCCAAAGACUUCCAGGACUGGCUGGACAAGAAGCUGGAGGAGCAGUCCAAGCCGCAGCACAUCUCGGCCAAGACGGACGUCCUGCAGCAGUCCAUCCAGGACCACGGCGACGUCCAGAAGGCGCUCGGCGAACAGGAGGAGCCCUACGGCACCAUCAUGAGAGAGGGAGAGGCCCUACUCCAGAGCACAGAGGGGGCGGAGAAGGUGGCGCUGCAGGGACAGCUGGCGGCCCUCAAGUCCAACUGGGAAGAGGUGAAGAAGUCCGCGUCGGAGAGGGGCGAGAAGCUCCAGGGCGCCCUGCAGCGGGCGCAGAAGUACGGCGAGCAGGCCGACAAGCUGAGCUCCUGGCUGGAGGAGACGCAGAGCCGCGCCGCCAGCGGGGUGAAGCUGAGCGCCAGCCCCGCAGAGGUGGAGAGCUCCUUGGCUCAGGUCAAGGCCAUCCAGAAGGACGCGGACAAGCAGCGUGGGCAGCUGGAGACGCUCAAGACGGCGGCCGACAACCUCCUGGAAGUGGCCACCGCGGACAAGGAAGCCGUGGACGCGGAGAGGGCCGCUAUCGAGAAGAGCUGGGACGCGCUGAGCGAGGACCUGCAGGGCAAGAAGGAGUCGCUGGAGACGCUCGCGCAGAAGCUCAAGACAUUCGGCGACACGCAGAAGCAGGCCAAGGAGCAGUUGGAGGGGGCCAAGAAGCAGCUGGAGAGCCACGCGGCCAUGGGCGUCCAAGCCUGCAGCAACAAGAACCUCAGCAGCAUGAGGAACCAGCAGAGGAGCCUGGAGGAGGUGCAGGGACAGAUCAAGGAGCUGACGGGCCUUGCCCAGGGCCUGGUGGUGGACAUGCCGGACGUGGAGGGAGUCACGGACCUCCUGCUGCAGGCCGACAGCCUGGAGAAGGAGCACGGCUCCGUCAGCGAGGAGGUGUCGGACGUCUGCUCCACGCUGGAGGGCAAGCUGCAGGGCAUCGGCCAGUUCCAGAACAACGUCCGCGAGAUGUUCGGCACCUUCGCCGACCUGGACGACGAGCUGGACAGCAUGCCGCCCGUGGCCCGCGACCUGGAGACCAUCCGGGAGCAGAAAGACGCAGUCCAGGGCUUCGUGGGUAAGCUGCAGGAGCUGAUGUCCAACGCGGCCAACGCCAAGGACAGCUGCAAGAAGAUGCUCCAGGCGGAGGCAGCGGAGGCCUCGCCGGACCUGCUGGGCGUCAAGAAGGACCUGGAGGCCCUCAGCAAGCAGAGCGGCAAGCUGAUGGACCGCGCUCGCGGACGGGAGGAGCAGGUGCAGAGCACUCUGGGCCGCAUGGAGGAGCUCCAGGGGAAGAUGGAGGAGUUCACGGGGAAGCUGAAGAAGGCGGAGGACCAGGAGGAUUCCCAGGGUCCUGUUGGAAUGGAAACGGAUGUCAUCAACCAACAGCUGGAGGCCUUCAAGGUGUUCCAGAAAGACACAAUUGAGUCAUUACAAGCUCAAUUACAAGACCUGAACUGGGUUGGCCAGGGCCUGAUCCAGAACGCUGCCAAAGGAACCAACACCAAGGGCCUGGAGCAGGACCUCGACGAUGUCAACACCAGGUGGAACACCCUCAACAAGAAGGUUGCGGAGCGCUCGGCCCAGCUGCACGAGGCCCUGUUGCAUUGUGGGAGGUUUCAGGACGCCCUGGAGUCUCUGCUCAGCUGGCUCACCGACACCGAGGAGCUGGUGGCCAAUCAAAAGCCUCCGUCGGCCGAAUUCAAAGUGGUCAAGGCGCAAAUACAAGAACAAAAGCUUCUGCAGCGACUGCUGGAUGACCGUCGACCCACAGUGGAGCUGAUCCGCAAGGAGGCCGGCAAGGUGACGGAGCUGGCGGAGACGCAGGACAAGGAGAAGAUCAGCCGAGAGGUGGAGGGCCUGGGGCAGAGGUGGGACGGCCUCCUGAAGAAAGCAGAGAACAGGCAGAAGCAGCUGGACAGCAUCCUGGUGGUGGCUCAGCAGUUCCAUGAGACCCUGGAGCCCCUUGCUGAUUGGCUGAGCUCCACAGAGAAGCGGCUGGCCAACUCCGAGCCCAUCGGCACCCAGACCGCCAAGCUGGAGGAGCAGAUCGCACAGCACAAGGCCCUGGAGGAGGAGGUGAUGGGCCACAGUAAGGACCUCCACCAGGCCAUGAGCCUGGGCCAGAGCCUGCGGGCCGUCAGCAGCCUGGACGACCGCGAGCUGGUUCAGGGCCGCCUGGACGCCACCCAGACGGGCUUCAUCGAGCUGCAGGAGAGGUGUCGCCGCAAGGCCGAGCUCCUGCAGCAGGCCCUGUCCAACGCCCAGCUGUUCGGAGAGGACGAGGUGGCCCUGAUGAACUGGCUUAGCGAGGUGCAUGGACGCCUCAGCGAGGUGGCGGUGGAGGACUACAAGGCGGACGUCCUGCAAAUGCAGCACGAGGAACAACUGGGUCUUCAUGAAGAGAUCCAGCUGAAGAAGCAGAAUGUUGAUCAGGCCAUUUCCAACGGCAUGGAACUGUUGAAGCAAACCACAGGGGACGAGGUGGUCGUCAUCCAAGGCAAGCUGGAUGGCAUCAAGACGGGUUACGCGGAGAUAAACACCAUGAGCAACCAGGUGACCAAGACUCUGGAGCAGGCUCUGUCGCUGGCCACCAAGCUGGAGGGCACCCAUACGGACCUGACCUCCUGGCUGGACACGGUGGAGGCGGAGCUGGACGUCUUCGGAACCCAGGAGCCCGUCGGAGAGCAGCUGAGUCAGGUGCAGGAGACGCGGAAAGCUCUAUUGAAGGAUGUCCAGGUCCAUAAGCCCCAGGUGGAGAGCCUGAACGAGGUGAGCAGCUCGCUGCUGGAGCUGGUGCCCUGGCGCGCUCGCGAGGGCCUGGACAAGAUGGUGGGCGAGGUCAACGAGCGCUACAAGUCGGCCGGCGACGCCAUCGCCCAGCACGUGGACGCCAUCGGCGCCGCCAUACUGAAGUCGCAGCAGUUUGAGCAGGCUGCGGAGAGUGAGCUCACCUGGCUGAGCGAGGCGGAGAGGAAGCUGCUGUCUCUGGGUGACAUCAAGCUGGAACAGGACCAGACCACAGCGCAGCUCCAGGCGCAGAAGGGAUUUUCCAUGGACGUUAUGAGACACAAAGAUUCGGUGGACGACAUUGUGAAAACAGGAGAGGCCAUCAUGAGCAGCAAGGAUGAGGGUGAAAAACAGGCCCUGAAGGCCAAGAUCCAGUCGCUGCUGGACAAGUACGGCGUGGUGAGCCAGCUGAACUCGGAGCGGUGCCGCCAGCUGGAGCGUGCCCAGGCGCUGGGGGGCCAGUUCUGGGAGACCUAUGAGGAGCUGUGGCCCUGGCUCCAGGAGACACGAAAGAACUUCACCCAGCUGCCCGCACCUGCCAUCGAAUACGAGGCCCUCAGACAGCAGCAGGAGGAGCUGAGGGAAAUGCGCGAGCUGAUAGCUGAGCAUAAGCCACACAUUGACAAGAUGAACAAGACGGGUCCCCAGCUGCUGGAGCUGAGUCCAAAGGAGGGGGAGCCAAUCAGGGACAAGUAUACGACGAGUGACAAGCUGUAUGCCCAAUUGAAAGCUGACGUUUCACAGAGGGCCGCCGCUCUGGAGGAGGCCAUCUCUAAAUCCACACAGUUCCACGAUAAGAUCGACCCGAUGCUGGAGUCCCUGCAGCGGAUCGUGGAGCGCCUUCGCCAGCCUCCCUCCAUCUCUGUGGAGGUGGAGAAGAUCCGCGAGCAGAUCUCCGAAAACAAGGUGGUGACGGUGGACAUGGAGAAGCUGCAGACCACCUACGACACCCUCAAGGAGCGCGGCGAGGAGAUGAUCGCACGCUCCCAGGGGGCCGACAAGGACAUCUCUGCCAAAGCUGUGCAAGACAAGCUGGACGAGAUGGUGUUCGUGUGGAGCGACAUCCAAGCGCUGGUGGAGGAGCGGGAGUCCAAGCUGCUGGACGUCAUGGACCUGGCGGAGAAGUUCUGGUGCGACCACACCGCCCUCAUGGCCACCAUCAAGGACACCCAGGACCUGCUGAAGGAGCAGGAGGAGCCCGGCGUCGACCCCUCCAUCGUCAAACAGCAGCAGGAAACCCUCGAGGGAUUCAGAGAGGAAAUCGACGCCCUCCAGGAGGAGCUUGAUGUCGUGAGGAACCUCGGGGCAGAACUCAUGUCUGCCUGCGGAGAACCAGACAAGCCUGUGAUCAAGAAGAGUAUCGAUGAGGUGAACUCUUCGUAUGAGGCUCUGAUUAAGAUGUGGAAAGAGCGAGUGGAGCAUCUGGAGGAGGCCAUGCAGUCAGCAGUGCAGUUCCAGGACGGACUUCAGGGCAUGUUUGACUGGGUGGAUAUCCUGGAGGGGAAGCUGGAGUCCAUGCCACCUGUGGGUACUGACCUGGAGACUGUCAAGCAGCAGAUGGACGAGCUCAAGGAGUUCAAGUCGGAGGCGUACCAGCUUCAGAUCGAGAUGGAGCGUCUGAACCACCAGGCCGGCCUGCUGCUGAAGAAGGUUCUGGAGGAGGCGGACCGCGCCGCCAUCCAGGAGCCCGUAGCAGAGCUCAAGAUGCUCUGGGACAACCUGGAUGAGAAGGUCAUCAACCGACAGCACAAACUGGAGGGGGCGCUGUUGGCGCUGGGCCAGUUCCAGCACGCUCUGGACGAGGUGUUGGCCUGGAUGAGCCACACCGAGGGCCUGCUGAACGACCAGCGGCAGGCUAGCGGGGACCCCAAGGCCAUCGAGAUCGAGCUCGCCAAGCACCACGUUCUCCAGAACGAUGUCCUGGCUCACGAGAGCACGGUGGAGGCCGUCAACAAGGCCGGUAACGACCUGGUGGCGUCCAGCGCGGGAGAGGAGGCGAGCGGACUGCAGACCCGGCUGGAGAACCUCACCCACCGCUGGAAGAACAUUCUGGAGAAGACGGAGCAGAGGAGGCACCUCCUGGACAGCGCUCUGCUGCAGGCCCAGGGUUUCCAUGGCGAGAUUGAAGACAUGCAGCAGUGGCUGAAAGACACGGAGCGUCAGCUGUUAGCAUCAAAGGCGGUGGGCGGCUUACCAGACACGGCGCGGGAGCAGCUUAACGCCCAUCUGGAGCUGUGCAACACGAUCGAGGUCAAGGAGGAAGUGUACCAGCAGCUGAUGGUGAAAGGCAAACAACUGGUUGCCACGGCGCCCGAGGGUCAGGAGAGCAACCUGGAGCAGGACCUGGCCAACCUGAAUGACAAAUGGGACUCUGUACAGUCCAAGGUGGCAGAGAGGAAGGUGAAACUGGAGGAGGCCCUGUCUAUGGCUACAGACUUCCACAACUCCCUGCAGGACUUCAUCAACUGGCUGACGCAGGCCGAGCAGACCCUGACCAUGGUGUCCCCCGCCUCGCUCAUCCUGGAGACCAUCAUGUUCCAGAUCGAUGAACACAAGGUGUUUGUGACGGAGGUGAAUUCGCACCGCGAGCAGAUCAUCGAGCUGGACAAGACGGGCACGCACCUGAAGUACUUCAGCCAGAAGCAGGACGUGGUGCUGAUCAAGAACCUGCUGCUGAGCGUGCAGGGCCGCUGGGAGAAGGUGGUGCAGCGCUCCGUGGAGAGGGGACGCCUGCUAGAUGACGCCAGGAAACGCGCCAAACAGUUCCAUGAAAACUGGAACAAGCUGAUCGAGUGGCUGGACGAGUCGGAGAAGAACCUGGACUCGGAGAUGGAGAUCGCCAACGAUCCCGACAAGAUCAAGGCGCAGCUGGCCCAACACAAGGAGUUCCAGAAGGCUCUGGGCAGCAAGCACUCGGUGUACGACACCACGGCCCGCACGGGCCGAUCCCUGAAGGACAAGACUUCCCUGCAGGACGACCUCACCAAGCUGGACGACAUGCUCAGCGAGCUGCGGGACAAAUGGGACACCGUGUGCGGCAAGUCGGUGGAGAGACAAAACAAGCUGGAGGAGGCCCUGCUGUUCUCUGGCCAGUUCACGGACGCUCUGCAGGCCCUGAUCGACUGGCUGUACAAGGUGGAGCCCCAGCUGGCCGAAGACCAGCCCGUACACGGAGACAUAGACCUAGUGCUCAACCUCAUCGACAGCCACAAGGUGUUCCAGAAGGAGCUGGGUAAGAGGACGGGCAGUACGCAGGCCCUGAAGCGCUCGGCACGCGACCUGAUGGAGAGCAGCACAGACGACUCGUCCUGGGUCAAGGUCCAGAUGCAGGAGCUGGGGGCACGCUGGGACACCGUCUGCGCCCUCUCCGUCUCCAAGCAGACCCGGCUGGAGCAGGCCCUGUGCCAGGCGGAGGAGUUCCACUCCAGUGUCCACAUCCUGCUGGAGUGGCUGGCCGAGGCGGAACAGAGCCUGCGUUUCCAUGGCAGUCUGCCUGACGACGAGGAGGCGCUACAGGCGCUCAUCGAGACACACAAGGAGUUCAUGAAGAAGUUGGAGGAGAAGCGAGUGUCCCUGACCAAAGCCACGAGCAUGGGGGAGGCCAUCUUGGCUAUCUGCCAUCCAGACUCCAUCACCACCAUCAAACACUGGAACACCAUCAUCAAGGCCCGAUUCGAAGAGGUGCAGGCCUGGGCGCGGCAGCACCAGCAGCGGUUGGCGACGGCCCUGGGGGAGCUGCAGAGCACCCAGGAGCUGGUGGAGCGGCUGCUGGAGUGGCUGCAGUGGGCCGAGAGCACCCUCACCACCAAGGACAAGGAGCCCACGCCGCAGGAGAUCGAGGAGGUCAAGGCUCUCAUCGCACAGCACCAGGCCUUUAUGGAGGAAAUGACCCGGAAACAGCCUGACGUGGACAAGGUCACCAAGACCCACAAGAGGAAGUCGAUAGCGGAGGCACCUGGACAAUCCCAAAUACCCGUACUGGAGAAAGGUCGCACUCCAGGAAGGAAGCGCUCUCCUACCCAAAGCAUGUACACCGCAGCUGCACAAACGCAGGUGGAGACCAAGAACCCGCGAGUUAACCUCCUGGUCAGCAAGUGGCAGCAGGUCUGGCUCCUGGCUCUGGACAGGCGGAGGAAACUCAACGACGCUCUGGACCGACUGGAGGAGUUGAAGGAAUUUGCCAACUUCGACUUUGACGUAUGGCGGAAGCGCUACAUGCGGUGGAUGAACCACAAGAAGUCGCGCGUGAUGGAUUUCUUCCGCCGCAUCGACAAAGACCAGGACGGCAAAGUCACUCGACAGGAGUUUAUCGAAGGCAUCCUGUCCUCCAAAUUCCCCACCAACCGCAUGGAGAUGAGCGCCGUGGCUGACAUUUUUGACCGUGAUGGAGACGGCUAUAUCGACUACUACGAGUUUGUGGCUGCCCUUCAUCCAAACAAGGAUGCCUACAAACCCCUCACAGACGCAGACAAGAUAGAAGACGAGGUAACUCGUCAAGUUGCGAAAUGUAAAUGCCCCAAACGAUUCCAAGUGGAGCAGAUCGGCGCCAACAAGUACCGGUUCUACCUUGGAAAUCAGUUUGGGGAUUCCCAACAACUCCGUCUGGUCCGCAUCCUCCGCAGUACCGUCAUGGUCCGCGUGGGAGGUGGCUGGAUGGCCCUGGACGAGUUUCUGGUCAAGAACGACCCUUGUCGAGUUCAUCAUCACGGAAGCAAAAUGUUGCGCUCGGAAUCAAACUCGUCAAUUACUCAGUCUCCUAUAGCCAAAGGAAGGACAAAUGUGGAGCUUCGAGAGAAGUUCAUUCUCCCAGAAGGCACCACUCAGGUGAUGGCAAGUUUCCGCUACAGAGGUCGUAGGUCGCGACCCUCGUCGAGAGCGGCCUCCCCGAACCGCUCCAACUCCACGAGCCACAGCUGUCCUGCGCAGCAGCCCAACCCAACACAGACCAGUACCCCUAAGUGCCAACACAUAACCCGCAAUUAUGAUAAACCCUGGCUGACAAACAGCAAAUCUUCCACCCCUCUAAAAUCAUCCGACUCCUUUGACAGCCAAGGGUCUUCCACAGAGAGUACACCCAUCCAAGGCAGCAAACUGCGGCUGCCGGGGUACCUCUCGGGAAAAGGCUUCCAGCAGUCCGGAGAGGAAGGCACUCUCAUAUCUGCUGCAGUAUUGAAGGCACGGGGGCAGUCAUUCGACUCCAAGAAGGGCCUGAGCCGGCCCGGUAGCAAGGCAGGUAGCCGCGGCAGCAGCCGGCGAGGCAGCGACGCCUCCGACUUCGACAUCUCCGACAUCCAAUCGGUGUGCUCCGACGCGUCCGAGUCCGCGACGCCGGACACCAGCCGGACGCCGGCCACGCCCCGCUCCGCCCCCCGGGCACACGGCGGCAAGCCCUCCAAGAUCCCCACGCCCCAACGGAGGUCCACGCCCGUCCACACCACUAGCAAACUGGCCAAGACCUCCAAGAGAUAGUCAGGAGCUGACCCCCCAACCCAACCCAACCCAACCCCUCACCCCUCCUCAUCCCCACACCAAUCAGCACUGACACUGACAACUGGAGACACAUAGACUGACACUUAAAAAAAGGACUCUUGUACUAGUUAGUUAACUUAAGAAAGUUGUAGCAAGGUGUAAAAUAUUCCAUGGGAGAGAAAAGAAAAAAAAGAAAAAACGAAUGUGGUGUUAUGUGGAGCGUGAAUGGUUAUUAUUGCCUAUGGCCUUGUGAUGAAUUCAUGUCUGUAUUUUAUUUCAUGUGAAUAAUUGUCCUGUCAAAAAAGAUGAUUGUUAUUAUUGUUAAUUGUUUAUUAUUUUAUUGAUGCUUUUUUCCUGUUAAAGGUUAGGCGGAAAAAAUGAACAAAAAAAUGUACAUUGUUGAGUUAAACUAACAAUUUUACACGAGUUGUGCUCUGAAAGAGAUGCUGAAUGUACUGUAUUUUUAUUUUAUUUUUCGAGCUGACAAGCGUUUGGACAGACGGUGCGUCUCUGUACUCUGCUAUGGCAACACUAUUAUUUAUUCAUCUAUUUAAAAGUGCAAUGAAGUGCUGCCGUUAGACAUAUAAAAGGGCAAUACUUAAUAUACUGUACAAAAAAACAAAUCAUCAUAACCAUGGCAAAUACAUUCUGAAAUCUUUCAAAAAAAAAAAAAAGAAAGAAAACGCAAACUGUGCAAGCUACUAAACCUAGCAGUAACCUUAAACUUAUGGCCUUUAAUCGACAUCAUACUCACUCUGUGCACCUGCGGUUAACCGUUUUAUUUUGAUGAACUUGUGUGUGUGUGUGUGCGUGUGUACGUGUGUAAUGAUGAUGAGUGUGUGAGCUGGGUGUGAUGUGUGUAUGCACCCUGGAACUCCAAACAGGUCUCUGUUGAGACCCUGGAAGGCAGAGAUGUUCAGAGGUGCAUUCAUGUCAGUGUACUGUAUGGUUGUACUUUUAUUUUGCCUGAGUGGAAAAGGAUUACCCUUAAAAAACCAUGUCUUUUUGUAAUAAAGAAAUCUGCUUGCAGAAAUCCAC
This is a messenger RNA of Engraulis encrasicolus (European anchovy), 25196 nucleotides long. Its product is annotated as dystonin-like. Gene Ontology annotation, biological process: intermediate filament bundle assembly; wound healing. Gene Ontology annotation, molecular function: keratin filament binding; calcium ion binding; microtubule binding. The coding region runs from base 42 to 24158 and encodes 8038 amino acids. Gene Ontology annotation, cellular component: cell junction; cytoplasm; keratin filament. Lineage: Eukaryota; Metazoa; Chordata; Actinopteri; Clupeiformes; Engraulidae. The transcript has 111 exons. The record is from RefSeq and is a predicted model, not a curated record.